AUGGCCCCAUUCAACCGUCACCUUCGGGACCUAUGGAUAGCAGAAGACUGCGUGAGCACCGUUGACGACGACAAUGAUGACAACUGGAUGUCUCCCACCGCCAAGGUCAAGCGCAUUACCAUGAUAAAGCGAGAGAUCCUCGCGUGGGAGAAGAUAACCCCAGAGCAGAAUAUUCGUCGAAUUUCGUAG
This is a messenger RNA of Aphanomyces invadans, 189 nucleotides long. RefSeq lists its product as hypothetical. The transcript has 2 exons. The record is from RefSeq and is a predicted model, not a curated record. NCBI's taxonomy places the organism in Eukaryota, Oomycota, Saprolegniomycetes, Saprolegniales, Verrucalvaceae. Bases 1 to 189 code for a protein of 62 amino acids.